Sinocyclocheilus rhinocerous is the source of this 1974-nucleotide messenger RNA. RefSeq names its product anaphase-promoting complex subunit 5. Gene Ontology annotation, cellular component: anaphase-promoting complex. Gene Ontology annotation, molecular function: protein binding. The record is from RefSeq and is a predicted model, not a curated record. Bases 323 to 1906 code for a protein of 527 amino acids. Gene Ontology annotation, biological process: protein K11-linked ubiquitination; positive regulation of mitotic metaphase/anaphase transition; anaphase-promoting complex-dependent catabolic process. NCBI's taxonomy places the organism in Eukaryota, Metazoa, Chordata, Actinopteri, Cypriniformes, Cyprinidae. The transcript is spliced from 12 exons.
CGGAACUGGAGGGUAUUUUGAAGAAACAUCUCCGUCAGACGGUUAGCAAAUGAUCCGUGUGAAUAUGUUCAAUAUGAUUACUAACCUAACGCAUCAAACAUGGUUAUUAUCAUAGAUUUCCACAUGUAAGAAAGGUUUCAAAUUGCCAUUACUGCAUCUGAAACGCCGUUGAUGUUUUACCAUAUUAUCAAUACAAUGUAGGCUAGAUUAUUUUAGCUUAUCCCAUAACAGCAUAGUUAUUAUCGUUAAUUAAACUAAAGAAUUUACUGCACCGAUACAUUUCAUUUUGCUGAUCCUUGAGGAAUAUAAGUCCAGAGAAGCCAUGGCCAGUGUGCAUGAAAGUUUGUAUUUCAACCCUAUGAUGACCAAUGGGGUUGUCCAUGCCAAUAUCUUCGGUAUAAAGGAUUGGGUCACUCCAUACAAGAUCGCAGUAUUAGUUUUGCUCCAUGAGAUGUCCACAACCAAACCAAUGGCGCUUCUAGACAGAAGACGCCUGAACAAACUCAUCCUACCUUUACAACAGGGUCCAGAUUUGACUCUGGAGCAGUUUCUGAAGAUAGUAGAGGAGUGCUGUCUUCGCAUGGUCAAUGCUGUGAAACUCAGGUUGCUUUUGAUGGCUGAUGGAGAGUUGCAGGAUAUGGAGCACUUUUUUACUAUCCUGCCCAAUGCUUUCAGUGACUCGGAGGCAUUCAAAACUAGUGUUGUUGGUCUGUUCAUGCGUCAGAUGCUGCUGGCCUACAACAAACUGUCCUUCAGUCAGUAUUUGGCAUCUCUAGGCAUUCAGUCUCUGGUCAAGCAGGGAGCAAAACAGGGCAUGCCGGCCAACAAGCUGCUGGACGCCCUGCGAGGAACCGACAUCAUGCACUGGAAGCAAAGUCUCUCUGAGCUGAUAGAAAUCAGUCUGGCACAGACCACCUCUAUAUGGAGGAUGUAUGGCAAAAGCACUAUGGCACGGCAGCAGGCUCAGCUCCUGUUAAAUAUGAACAGUCUGGAGCCGGUGAAUUUUAGUGUGCAGCAGAACAACACUGAGGCCUUUGCUGUCGCUCUCUGCCAUCUGGCUGAUCUCCAUGCUGAGCAGGGCCUUUAUGCUGUUGUGAGUGACAUCAUGAAACACUUGAAGCAGCAGUUUCCUCCUCAUACCCAACAUGCCAAACUCUGGAUGCUGUGUGAUCUGAAAAUUCAGUUUGAGAAGGCUAUGAAUGAUGGGAAAUACCACUUGGCUGAACCCCAUGUCACAGCUAUCUCUGCCUUAAACAGCACUGAGGGAUUGUACAGGAAAGCGCAGCUGCUGAAAGCUCUGAAUCAGACAUCUGAAGCAUCUAAGAUUCUCCAGCAGCUGCAGCAGCAGUGUGAGAAGAGUAAGAACAUAGAGAUGACUAUCAGGGUGAUGCUGGCCUCUGCAGAACUUCACUGGGACUCGUCUGGUUUUGCGACAGCUCUGCCGUUACUCUUACAGGCUCUUUCUCUGUCACGCCAACACAACCUGCAGCGCUUGACCUCAGAGACGCUGUUACACCUGGCAUUUACACAGCUGAUGUUGGGGAUCCCUGAGCAGGCUCUUGUAUUGGUGCAGGACGUGUUGGAGUCAGUUUUGGCUCACGGGUCUCUGAUAGACAAGGGCAGAGCUCUGCUGCUGGCCGCUCGCUGUCAGAUGGCUUUAGCAGGAGCUGCUGCACAGGAACACAGACUGACUGCACUGGAACAAGCUGUGCACACUUUGGAUGAGGCAGCUGUGUAUUUCUCUCAGCUUGACUGUAAAGAGCGUAUGAGAGACAUACACUACCUACAGGCACGCCUGCAUCACACUCUCGGCAACAUUGCUCAGCGUAACAAAUGCUCCAUGCUCUUCCGCCUACUGGAUCAGGAGCUGCCGUCGUCCGGGAUGACUGUGGUCAGUCAUCUUUAGGAAACAUGAACGACACCAAACACUUUUCCUGUACCAUACGCAUAAUGGAAAUAAAUGUUUUUUUGUAU